CGACAAGGUGAAGGGCUAGAUAAUCCCUACGAGGUUGACCAGUUGACAGCGCUGUUGUGGUGCGAGGAUGCCUGGUCAAAGGUUAGUGCUUCGACCAUACGCCACUGUUCGAAUCAUUCCGGACUCGUAGGUAAAGCUGCUCUUCAGUUC
Phytophthora sojae is the source of this 150-nucleotide messenger RNA. RefSeq lists its product as hypothetical. The record is from RefSeq and is a predicted model, not a curated record. The annotation marks the transcript as partial. The transcript has a single exon. NCBI's taxonomy places the organism in Eukaryota, Oomycota, Peronosporomycetes, Peronosporales, Peronosporaceae.